UUGGCCUCGUCGCGAGCUCCGCCUCCCAUUGGCUGCUGCGUCGCAGGAAGCAGCGAGAAAGAGAGCCAUGAUGGCGGUGGCCUGAGAGAGCGAGCGAGAGAGAGUGAGAGUGAACGGAGACCCCUCAGCCCGCGACCGCCGCCAUGGCGGAAGACGCAGAGCUGGAGAGGAAAGCAGUGGAAGAACUUCUCACAGAGGCCAAGCGUGGGAAAACAAGAGCAGAAACUAUGGGGGCCAUGGGCUGGAUGAAGUGCCCUCUUGCCAGCACAAAUAAAAGGUUUCUUAUUAAUACUAUUAAGAACACAUUGCACUCCUCAAAAGAGCAAGACCAGGGACAAAAGAAUCAGGAAGAUGAUAAGGAAUCUGAGCCAAAGCAGAGCGGAGAAGAAACCAAACCAAAGAGGCACAGAUCAUAUCCUUAUACACCCAGCUUUCGGUCUAGGAGAAGAGUUAGCUCUUCCCCUCCUAGGCAUCGAAACAGGAACAGAAGGCAGAACACAAAGGAGAAGUAUGAAAAGCAAUCAAAUAAGUGAGGAGAAAAGCAGGCCAUUCCAAGCCAAGUAUGUAAUUAAACAAUGAACCAUGGGGGCGAUGUUUCUUUAUCUUCCAACUAGAGAGCAUUCUUCACUACAGAUGUCUAUGUUAAAAGCAGGUUUCUAGAAGACAGCAAGCCUGCUCCUUGUGAUUAUUCCCUGAAGAGUUCUUGUGUACUUAAGAAGAAAUUGAUGACGUGUUUGUUUUCCCCCUGCCCCCAACACAUACUCACAUUCUUCCAGUUCAGCUUUUUUGUCCUUUCUUUGGAUUGUUGUAACAUGCUUGUACCUGUCUUCCAGAAACAUUAUCUUUUAUAGUAGCAUACAUGGAUGCAUAGUCUGUAAAUGAUAAAUUACUUGGUUUGUAAAGAUCUUUGCUUUUAAUUUUAUUUUGUCCUGUAGGUACAGAAAACUUCCAUUGUGCUCACAUAGCUGCAUUUUAGGCUCAUAAUCUGACAUAUACCUGAAUAUUACAGAUUAUUUAAAUACAUGCAAAUUGAUUUAAUGUAUGUUACUAAACAUAGGGGACAUGUGGUCCACAGUGGUGCACAAUGGCACUCUUACGAUACAGGACUUGGCAAAAGCAAUAGUUUCUUUAUUUAAAUGCACAGAAUAUUAUCAGCCAUACAAUCUGUUUCAAUACAAAAGUAUUUUCCAACAAAUUAAACAAGCAGUGAUUUGUUAUUACUUGGAGAUUGGGAAAUCUAAAAUUGGCUUUUAUUUCAUUUCUCUCUGUAUAGAUGGUAAUGUCUCUUAAGUCACUAAAAGUACUUCGACAUCUCUGUGCAAAACAGUGGGCAUCAGGAGUGUCUGUGAUAUAAAGUUGACCACAUGUUGUUACUUAAAUUGUGAAACAAUACAGGGAAUGGCCACUUAAAUUUUGAUCACUGUCUUUUUAGUAGUUUUAUUGGUUAGGUUCUUUGUGAAUCCUGAAUCUGCUGAUGACUUAACGUAUCUUUGAAGUUCCUAAGUUCUAUGGAAACAUUGACAUGUAAGUCUUUAGACAACAUUUAUUUGGGUGGUUUUUCUGAGUUGAUAUUAAACCUAAGCUGUGAUACUAAAA
Messenger RNA from Anolis sagrei ordinatus, 1596 nucleotides. It is a transcript of the gene POLR1D, whose product is annotated as RNA polymerase I and III subunit D. NCBI's taxonomy places the organism in Eukaryota, Metazoa, Chordata, Lepidosauria, Squamata, Anolidae. The record is from RefSeq and is a predicted model, not a curated record.